Mastomys coucha (southern multimammate mouse) is the source of this 521-nucleotide messenger RNA. It is a transcript of the gene Ripply2, whose product is annotated as ripply transcriptional repressor 2. The record is from RefSeq and is a predicted model, not a curated record. NCBI's taxonomy places the organism in Eukaryota, Metazoa, Chordata, Mammalia, Rodentia, Muridae. The transcript has 4 exons. Gene Ontology annotation, cellular component: nucleus. Bases 14 to 406 code for a protein of 130 amino acids. Gene Ontology annotation, biological process: embryonic pattern specification; negative regulation of transcription by RNA polymerase II.
CGGUCGUCCUGCCAUGGAUACCACGGAGAGCGCCGCCGCCGAGAGCGCGCACAGCCCAGCACGUCCGCCCUCGCGCAGCCGCUGCCCGCCGCCCGCGCAGCCCGGGUCCGAGGGCUUCUGGAGACCGUGGGUUCGAACUCCUGGCGAGAAAGAGCAGCGGACGGAGCCCCAGGCUGCAGAGGCGUUGCCCAGUGGCCCAGGAAUGACUGAAACUUCCGGGAAGCUUUUGCAAUACCAACACCCUGUCAGACUAUUCUGGCCCAAGUCCAAGUGUUACGACUACUUAUAUCAAGAAGCAGAAACUCUUCUGAAAAAUUUCCCAAUUCAAGCUACAAUUUCAUUUUAUGAAGAUUCUGAUAGUGAAGAUGAAAUGGAGGGACUGGCCUGUGAAAAUCAAUCUAAUUAACUACUUCUGUUGACAAUUGAGCUGUGUAGAAUUUUGUAUAUAAAUGUACCAUAAACUUUUAAAACUAAUUUAUUUGUAUAUACAUUAUUAAUAAAAUAUUUUGUAACAACUAUAA